GGGCAGACCUUGUCAUCAGUGAGGUCAUGUGGUGGGACCAUGGUGUGUACUACUGCACUGUGGAAGCACCAGGAGAUACCUCAGGUGAUGCGGACAAAGAAGUGAAGCUGAUUGUUCUCCACUGGCUCACUGUACUCCUCAUCGUUCUUGGUGGCCUCCUCCUCCUUCUGUUGAUUGGAGUAUGCUGGUGCCAGUGCUGCCCCCAGUAUUGCUGCUGCCACAUCCCAUGUGUCUGCUGCCCAACCCGGUGCUGCUGUAACGAGAAAGUACUGGAACGGCAUCGGUUCAUGAAGCAGGCUCAGGCACUUGCACCUUGGAUGUCACCCAACAUGUUCUACAGGGGUGGCGACAGGAACUCGCAACUCUCCUCUUACCAGCUGAACCCUCUACUGCAACAAGACGUGUCUCUGCAGAACAGUCUUCCGCUGGUGCAGCCACAAGCUCAGCUUUUCCCUAACAAGGGUGUUUUGGACUAUCUGGAGUCUGAAAUACAAAACCUUAACAUGUCACAGCUCCGGCCAUCCUCCCACCAGCGGCAGGCUGCACAGCCCACCUUGCUGUCCUCCCUGGGCUCCGAGAUCAUGCCACCUCCUCUCACUGAUCAUGUCUCCUCCAUCCAUGGGAGCAGCAACUCCUCACAGCCACAGAGAGUGGCCCGCACCCCAAGAUCCUGGGACUCUGCAGCAGAGGACAGGAGGGAAAACCGGAGGUGGCCCUUGCCUUCCAGUGGGGAUUCUCAUUCCAGCUACAGUCGGGAGCCCUGGGACAGGCAGCGAGAGGACCAUCCUCAGAGGCAGAGGACAGGCGGCUACAGUGGCAGGCCCCAGCACUCCAGACGGGAUGUGUCACCACCACGCCAGGCUGAGAGGGGCAAGAGCAGCAGCAGCAGCUGCAGUUUCUAUCUGGAGGAGGCUAAGGAGCGCUCCAGCCAUGGCUGGAGACAGGAGCCUGCAGGGAGGCAAGACUACCAGCACCACACCAGGAGGAGCAAUAAUUCAGGUCAGCGGCGGCACAGCUACUCUCCCCCUUCUCGCCGGGGGUCGUGGGGCUCCUCAGAAGAGCAAGUCCGUCUCCCAGCAACAAACCACAGGCGGCGGCACCGGUCUCGGGAAUGGCCAGAAGAUAAACCCCCCAGUUAUUGCUCCUUAGAAGCCAUCCCAGGUCGGGACAAGAAGCACAAAGGCAGUGCAGGGCCACGCUCAGACAAAGGAAGUUCCCACAGUGGAAGAAGCAUAGUCAUUUAA
Molecule: messenger RNA, 1244 nt
Organism: Pelecanus crispus (Dalmatian pelican)
Lineage: Eukaryota; Metazoa; Chordata; Aves; Pelecaniformes; Pelecanidae
Source: RefSeq, a predicted model, not a curated record